This is a messenger RNA of Lathyrus oleraceus (garden pea), 941 nucleotides long. RefSeq lists its product as uncharacterized. The record is from RefSeq and is a predicted model, not a curated record. The transcript has a single exon. The coding region runs from base 410 to 733 and encodes 107 amino acids. NCBI's taxonomy places the organism in Eukaryota, Viridiplantae, Streptophyta, Magnoliopsida, Fabales, Fabaceae.
AAAAAUUCAAAUCAAAUCAAACACAUCACAUACACAUAAAACAUUCAUGUGGCUCCAUCAAUGCCAAGUGGGCUUCAUGGCCCAUUCCGAACGUUCUUCUCUUCUCACCAACUCCAGCUCCAAAACGUGACAAACAAGAUUCUCCAAAUAAAAAAUUUAUUACUACUCCAAAAGGAAUCAAUCCUCAAACGUUCGAAUUUCAAAUUUGUGUUUCUACUUUCUAGCACUAUAAACUUGACCCAAAAAUUAGUCCUUUACUAUUACAAAGUCUUUUACCUAGUCUUCAAUUUGGUCAAUCAUUCAAAGAACCCAAAACCAAUGAACCUUCCUCGUCUUUCUUAACUUUUUUAUUUUUCAUAUAAAAUCUCAACACCUCAAAAAACAAAACCACAUAGUUUUCUUCGAAGAUAUGCAAGACACCAACCUUAACCAUCAAACUAAAGAAAGUUUGCAACUUCCUCCAAAGAUGGCUGUUUCCGGACAAAACAAGAACGAGGGCUACUUGUCCAUGUCUCAACGGUUCAGACCGGGUUGCACGUGUUCGAACCGACCCGGUUCGGUUCGUUGUGCGCGUCAUGGGUAUGUUGUACCAGGGGAAAAGUUUAAGAAGCGCGUUGCGAGCAAAGAGAUUUUGAGAAGAGCUUUAAUGCCACCGCCGAAACGUUUAGCACUUAGAUGGUUGAAUUUCAAACCAACACCAAGUAGACUCUCUAUCAUGUCUUUGGCUUCAUGAUUUUUCUCUCUCCUAAUUCAUGUUUUUUUUUUGUUUGGAUGAUUGUACAAUUAGGUUAACGAUCCAGUUAGAUUAGAUGAUGAUGAUGAUGUAUGUAUAUUUAAUUUUUAUAAAGUUUUGAUUUUUACAAUUGGGUAACCUAGUUUUGGUUCUUAGUCUAUGCGUUCAAUUUCUGGGUAGCUCUGAAUGAAGAUUUGAAUUUGAUUCA